Messenger RNA from Nezara viridula (southern green stink bug), 6254 nucleotides. Lineage: Eukaryota; Metazoa; Arthropoda; Insecta; Hemiptera; Pentatomidae. The record is from the annotation of a GenBank genome assembly.
AAAAAAUCUACUAAAUUAUCACGAAAAUCUUCAUAUUUCUAAUAAUUUUUAAUUUUAUUUUUUUUUUAGAAUAGAAAAAUAACUUUAUUCUGGGACACAGUCCCUUGAGAAUAACAAAAUAGAACAAAAUUAAAAUAUUACAUCUGGCCAAAAUAAAAUAAAUCGAAAAAAAGAAAUAAUGUAAAAAAAAAAUAUAAGGUAAAAAUUCUAUAUACAAAACAAACUAAACUAUAUACAAAACCAUUAAUACUAUGACAAGAAACUUAAAGCUAUUUGCUCUUAUAGACCAGUAUACACUUUUCCGAAAAAAAUAAAGAAUUAAAAAAUAAAAAUGUAUCAAAUUCUCUAUUAAAAUCCGCUCGAAUGGUUAGCAAGUAUCUGACUGUUUUUGUGAUAGGAAUUGGAAUAGGAGGGAUUUGAAUGUGGAUAUGGAGGGGGAAUGUCGAAUUUUGAUAGGGAAGGAAUUCCAGAAAUUGACAGAGCGAACAAUAAAGGAAUUUUGGAAUGAGGCAGAUCUGUGAGAAGGCAUGUAAAGGUCAGAAGGUCGAGAUCUUGUGGACAGGGAAUGGACUGAGGAUUUGAACUGGAGAAGGUUGUAGGCGUAAGUCGGACGAUGGUUGUUGAUGAUUUGGUAGAGGAACGUACCUAGAAAGUAUUGUCUUCGGAAGGAGGGGAAGAGCCACCUUUACUCAGUGUAGUGGUGAGAGACAUGGGAGUACCUCGGGGCACCAAUAACAAAUCUUACGCAGCUAUUCAUUAAUCUGUUCAGUCUAUCACGGAGCUCCACCGAGAGGCCAUCAUACACCACACAGCUGUAGUCAAAGUGGGGGAAGAUGAGAGAGGAAAUUAGGAGUCUACGGAUAUGUUGAGGUAGGAGAUGGCGGAAGCGAUGAAAUAGUUUAAGGGUAGAAAUUGUCCGACGGGAAAUGUGAGAAAUAUGGUAGGUCCAGGAGAGGGUUUGAUCUAUGAAAAAUCCUAAAUUUUUAACAGAGGAGUAGAAAGAAAUUGGCUGGUCAUUAAGGUGUAAUAUGGGAAAGUCAGUAUGGGAUCUAAUGAGGGGCUAGGAACCAAUGACAAUGGCCUGAGUUUUGGCAGCAUUUAACUUUAAUCCAUUUACAUUUCAAGGUCUUCUUGAAUCUUGGCAAAUGCCCCCAGUAACUCAGAGGGAGAAAAGGUUAGGUAGAUCUAGGAAUCAUCUGCAUAAAGGUGAUGGGAAUAAUGGAGAAUUGAUUUAGGUAGGUCGUUAAUGUAGGAGCUGAAAAGGAGAUGAGAUAUGCUUGAACCCUGGGCAACUCCAGAGGAUAAAGAAAGGAAAGCAGAUAGUGGUUGGUUGGGUAUUGCUACUGCUUGGGUGCGUUGGGAGAGGAAAGAUUGGAACCAGGAGAUGGAACUAUUGGAGAAAGAUAAUGAUUUUAGUUUGUUGAAGAGGAUGGAAUGGUUGAUGGAAUCGAAAGCUUUUUAGAAGUCUAGAAGAAUGAGGACAGUUAAUUUUCUAUCAUCUAUUGCAGAUUGAAUGUCGUUAGUAAUUUUAAUUAAGGCAGAUUGUGUGGAAUAGCCGGGACGCAAACCAGAUUGGAGAGGAUCAAAUUGGUUGGACUUUUCGAGGAACUUGGAGACUUGAGAUUGCACUAGUCUUUCAAGAGGCUUUGAGAGGUUAGAAAGAAUUGAAAUUGGACGGAAAUCUUCGGGUGAGGAUGGAUUAGGCUUUUUAUUUAAAGGAAGGACAAUGGCUUUUUUCCAAGAGGUAGGGAAUACUGAAUUCUGAAGGGAGAAAUUGUAGAUAAAAAGGAGAGCUGGGAAGAUUUCAGGUAGACAUAUUUUUAUUAAUUUGACAGGAAUGCCGUCUGGCCCUAUAGAAUUGGUGUGGGAUUUCAUUACCGCGGUUAACAGGUCUGUUAGAGAAAUGUCGGAAAAAUAAAAUUUAUUGUCGUUAAAGGAUAUCUCUGGAGCAAAGCCAGAAGAGGAAGGUAGAGAAGAGGUAUUAGCGACAGAUAUAAAAUAAGAGUUUAAAUCAUCGGAGGAUACAGGAUAGGCUGCGGUAGGGGAUCUGGAAGGAUUACCAAUGGAAAGUUUACGAAGCAGUAGCCAUUUCGAUUUGAUAUCAGGAGCUGAGGAAAGGGUUUCAUGGAAGUAUGAAGCUUUCGCACGCCGGAUCCUUGUCUGUGCCAAGCUGCGAAGCACCCUGAACGCUUGGUAGUCAUCUGCAAGCCUCGUACGUCUAAAACGUCUUCGGGCAGCGUCGCGCCUCUUCUGCAGAUCUUUGAUUUCCUGACACAUCCAAGGAGCAGGCCGGUGACGAAAGGUAGAGGUUUUGAGGGGAGCAUGGGUAUUGAGAAUAUUGAGAAGAUUGGUGGUAAGAAUGUCAACCAUGGAGUCGAUGGAAGAGCUAGAAUAUAUUCCAUUCCAGUCUAGGGUUUCUAGGUCAGGUAAUAUUUUUUCUCGAGUAAGGGAAUCUAGGUGACGGAAGGUGAUAGUUCGAGGCUGGAUUGAAGGAGUUUGGAUAUUAUAUGUUAUUUGUAUAAGAUCGUGAGAUGAUAAGAAUGAAACUGGCAAUUGAGAAGAGCAGAGGAGAUUUUGUACAGAGUCUAUAAUGUAGAAGUCUAGCCAAGUGUCUGACCUGCUGGUGUGGUGGGUGGGGGAAAAUGGAACUAUGAAGAGGUGCAGAGAGAAAAUUAGGUUUUCUAGAUAGGAUUUGUCAUUGGAGAGGAAAUUGGUAUUGAGGUCACCGGAGAUGAUUAUUCUGGGAUAUAGAGGAACGAAGUUGAAUAGGGUUGAUUCGAAGGACUGAUCAUAUGUAACAUGGGGAGGACGAUAUACCACAGUGUAAAGGAGAGGAAGAUCCUUACAAUGGAUUUCUACUAGAAGGUAUUCAACCUGAGGAUGAUCGGAGGGUGGUGAGGAAUCGAGGAUUCGAGUCUUCAGGCUAUUAUGGACAAACAUGGCUACUCCUCCGCCAUUCCGGCUUACCCGGUCAUGAAGGAGGAGGGUGUGAUUAGGCAAGGAAACAGAAGAGGAAGGGAUGUAAGGUUUAAGCCAAGUUUCCGAGAUAGCGAUAAUAUGAUAAAUGUUUUGAGUGAAAUAUUGCAGGAACUCGUCAUAGUGGGCAGGGAGGGAUUGAGAGUUAACAUGACAGGUGAUUAGGGUACUAGACAUGAGAGGAAUUGGGAGGGAAACAGUCAGAGUUUGGUAGAGAAACUCUAAAACAAAUAGAAAAUACAAAAAGGCGUUUACAAUUAAUGAAAAUAGCAGAAAAGAAAGUGUAAGCAGGAACCAAAAGAAAUAAAAAACAUAUGGUCAACAAAAUAUAAAUUAGUGUGUAAGUGUGAAGAGAUAUCUCUAUGCGUAGAAGUGAAAAUGUUCCUUUGUAGAUAAUUGAGUUCAAAGUUAUUUUAAUGAGGAUGAGGAAUAGACGAAUUCUUCGUGGUCAGGCAAAUAUAUCGAGGUCCGAGGCCUGUUCAAUCAGAAUAACUUUAUGCCCGUCCUCCUUUCGACAUCGCACCUUUCCGGCGGCAAACCACAUAUAUUUGAUUUUCCCCGCAGCUCUCUUCUGUCGGGCAAGCCAAUAUAAGUGUCUGUUCGUGGGAGUCAUUUCCUCACUCAGAUAUAUCCGGUGACUGUCAUUCUCCUGCCAGCCGAUAUCCCGAGUAGUGAGGUCCCUCUUGACUUUCCUCUUCGUUAUUAAGUCGUCCCUGACUGACUGUUUGACAAAGCGCGCGAUGACAGGCGGCGGUCGUGGGUCAUCUUUUCUACUUCUGCGGCGAUGUACUAUGUCCAAGUCAUCUGUACUGAGCCUGAUGCCCAAACUUGCUCCAAUGCUGGUCACCAAAGCUGCGGGCGUUUCACCAGUUCGCUCCGGUAUCCCUCGGAUCUCCAGUGAUCUGGAUAACAAGCCCUGCUCUGCGUUAUUCAGGCGAACCUCCAAUUCGCCCACUCGAGAUUUGAGGGCUUUAUUUUCCAGGAUAAUUUUUUCGAAAUUACUGGCUUGACUUUCGAGGUGUUUCUCAAUUUUCGAUAAUUUUUCAUUAAGCUCAAAAUUGAGCUCUCCAUAUUUAUCGAGGGUUGUUUUUAUGUUUUUUAUGUCUUCAUUGACACUCGAGUCUAAGCGAUUUACUGCCGCCAGUAUUUCUGAGGCGGACGGCUCAGUGUUAGGUUUUUUGGUCUGGUCACAAUUAGGGCAUACCCAUGUUUUUUUGUGUGCUUUUAAGGCUUCAAUUUCUUUUUCACUUAGAUUGAGACACCGACCGUGAAAAAUAAUUUUGCAUUUUACACAACAAAGAUUGUUUUUAUCUUCGCGUGCAAUAGUAUUAUUGCAAAUAUUACACUGCACCAUAUUUAAUUAGAAUAGAACAAUUAAAAUGUAAAUAAAUACCGGGAGAGAGUUGUUUUGAUGAACGCAGUAAACAGUGUUGUCUAAUGCUGUAGGGAUUAGUAGACGUUUACACUCCCGUAGCUUCUAGAACUCAAUUGGAUUCACGACACUUUUUUAAAGUAGAUAAAAGUGAAUAUAUUACAUUAAUCGCAGUGAAUACUAAUACUGUUAGAAGAAAAAUACGAGAUGUUUCGGAACAAAUCGCCCUUUCAAAGUCAUCACUUUUACUAUAUAAGAAGCGGGAAGGACGUGGAGGUGCCGUACGAGAUCGUGCAGCUGCGGCCGGGGACCUACGACGAGGGGUACAGCCUGGAGGAGGCGACGCGCUACAGCCCCGGCUCCGGCCGCUACUACACCACCGACGGCAGCGUCAAGUACGAGCGGGACGACAAGGGCGAAGGCAGCUACGUCACGCUGGAGCCUGUCAACUAUCCGCCCGGCGGCGCCUACCAGGAGCCCGCGGCCGGCUACUACACCUACAAGGAGGAAGAGGAUGUCUACAUCAAGGCGGAUCCGCCGCUAACACCGAAGAACUUCGCGCACUUCGAUCAUCCGGUCACCUCGCAUCCAACGCAGCUCAGUGCACAGGUUACUUACGUGACGGGAGGAGGCAGCCGAGGAGAGUACGUGACGGCCAACCAGCCUGGCUACUGGUCCAGUGAGUACGUCUACCAGCAGCCGCAGCAGGAGAUCCAGCUGCCUCCAGGAACACCCUACGUCUUCUCCAGCAAUGGGCAGGCUACCUGGGCCAUCGACGAGUCUUACGAUCCCAAUAUGCUGUCUACGAGCGACAUCAAGGAGUGCGUAAACUGCGCGGCGAGCGUUACCCCGCUGUGGAGAAGGGACGGGACUGGACACCACCUCUGCAACGCCUGCGGCCUCUACAGCAGGAUCAACGGAGUACACAGGCCACCGGUGAGGACUCACCACAAGAAAGUACACAAUAUUGGCAACAGAAGAAAUGGCGUAAGCUGUGCCAACUGCCAGACAAAUAAUACAACCCUCUGGCGCAGGAACAAUACAGGAGAACCAGUGUGCAAUGCUUGCGGCCUGUAUUUUAAACUACACGGUGUAAAUAGGCCACAUACCAUGAAGAAGGAAGGUAUCCAAACCAGGAAACGGAAACCAAAGAACCCCCAAGUAAACCUUCCAAGUCCUAAAAACGAUAUAAAGACAACAGGUGAAAAAUCAGGCAGUUGGGAUAAAUGUGACAACGACCUACUAGACAGUGGAUAUACGAUGGCUCCAUCAUCCAUAUUUCUUCCUAGUUCCUUUUUAACAAAGCCUGUAGGAGUCAGUGUAUCUGGCUUAGAAAGUGUACCACCCAGUGUCAUCAUUCCACCCACAUCGAGUCAAGACACACAGAGAACUGAAUAACGAAUAUUAAAUACAAAGUUAUUUAUUAUAAAUAUGUUUUAUAAAAUUUAUUUUAAGCUAGUUUUUGUUAUAAUUGUAAAUAAUUAUGAAUUUAAAUAAUAUUAAGAAAUUUAUAUAUGUAAAAAAAAAUUAACAAUAUGUACCUUUUACCAUAAAUUUAUAUAUUUUAGGAGAAUAAAUACCUAAAUUGUAAAAUAUUAAUAUAAUGAUUUUUGUUUUCUAGUCAGGUGAGCUCAUUUUUUCGAAUUACUUUAAUUGAAUCAAACGAUUCAAUUAGGUAUAUUGAAUAUUUAUAUAUAAGUAAUUAUUCAUUAUUUUAAAAUAUAAGUCAAUUUACUUUUUAAAAAUUGGUUUGAUUUUGUUAAAAUGCUUACGUAGUUUUUAUGAUGUGUUAGAUAUUAAAGUUUAUAUACCUCUAUUAGAUGUUACGAAAAAAAAAAAUGAAAUAUACAUUAUGAUAAAAACCAAUUCAUUUUUUAAAAACCAAAAUAUACUUGCUUAUUUAUUU